Portunus trituberculatus (swimming crab) is the source of this 3496-nucleotide messenger RNA. RefSeq names its product E3 ubiquitin-protein ligase AMFR-like. The coding region runs from base 386 to 2455 and encodes 689 amino acids. Gene Ontology annotation, molecular function: ubiquitin binding; ubiquitin protein ligase activity. Gene Ontology annotation, biological process: endoplasmic reticulum unfolded protein response; protein K48-linked ubiquitination; ubiquitin-dependent protein catabolic process. Gene Ontology annotation, cellular component: ubiquitin ligase complex; cytosol; endoplasmic reticulum. The transcript has 11 exons. NCBI's taxonomy places the organism in Eukaryota, Metazoa, Arthropoda, Malacostraca, Decapoda, Portunidae. The record is from RefSeq and is a predicted model, not a curated record.
CACACAAAUAGUUGGUUGCUGCAUUCAAGGAAACAAAGUGAAAUCUAAUGAGAUAAGAAAAAAAUUGUUUGUUUGAUUUCUGAUCGUUGUUAUGAUAAGCUGUGUAUUUUAUUUGUCAAUUAUUAUGUUAUGUGAAUGAAAAUUUUCCUACUAUAGCAGUCAGAGUGAACAUUCCUCACGUAAACAGUGCAGGGAGACACACAGACAUACGGACAUACAUACAGACAGACAGUCAGUCAGUCCCGCAGCGCCUCCGUGACAGCCAGCAGGGUGGAGUACGCCAACCCUGCAUUUUGACCCCUGUCCCUCCACUCUUCCCGCCAGGUGUUAAAUGUUAAUGAGCAGUGCAGUGAGGUGAUGUGAGUCGCAUGACACAGCGUCCGUCAUGCCCGUGGUGCUCGACAGACUGCCCCUGCCUAACCUGACUUGGUACACGGGCCUCAGUGUGGUGUUGCUCGCCUGUUCGGUGUACUAUGCUGGCGUCCAGGUCACCCUCAACCCUAACUGGAAGGAGAGGUUGCUGGAGAAGACAACCGCCACUGAUGAUGAGGUGUCCCUGUAUCACGUCAGCGGCGGGGGUCAUGAGGCCCCCGGGGGUGAGGGGCGCCACAUGACCCCAUACCUCAUCCCAGAGGUCAUCAGCUUCAUGUUUCACGAGCCUCUCUGCAUCUGGACUCUAAUCAACAUAGCAUACUGUGUCCUCAUCCUGCUUGGCACCCUCAUCCAGCGCCUGGUGUUUGGGGAGCUGCGUGUCUCAGAGCAGCAGCACAUCAAGGACAAGUUUUGGAAUUUUGUAUUUUACAAAUUUAUUUUUGUCUUUGGUGUGAUGAAUGUCCAAGCCAUGGAUGAAGUUGUUCUGUGGUGUUCCUGGUUCAGUGUCUUGGGGUUCCUGCAUCUCCUUGCACAGCUCUGCAAAGAUCGCUUUGAAUACUUGUCCUUCUCAGCCACCACCCCGCGCCGCACACACAUCCGUCUGUUGGGUCUCCUCAGCAUCAUCCUCACCAUAGCCACAUUUUGUCUCUUCAUAUGUGUGGUGGUUGGCUGUCACUCUGGCUUCAAUACCUUUGCCUUUAUGGUUGCUGAGUGUAUACUCCUGAUUGUCCGAACUCUGUAUGUAAUCACCCGCUACUGUAUCUACCUCUGGGACGUCACCCAUGAAGGCUUGUGGGAGAAACGUGGACGUUAUGUGUACUUUACUGAGCUGGUGUUCGAACUGAGUGAGUUGGUGAUUGACAUGGUCCAUCACAUUCACAUGCUGGUGUGGGGUAACAUGUUCCUCACUAUGGCAUCUCUAGUGAUAUGCAUGCAGUUGCGGCUCCUUUUCUACCAGCUCCAGCACAAAGUCAAGUCUCAUCGGAAUUACCUGCGUGUGCUUCAGCUCAUGAAUAUGUACCCUGAGGUGAGUGGUGCAGACAUCUUAGCUGAGGACAGCACAUGUGCCAUCUGCUGGGAGCAUCAGGAAACUGGCCGUUGCCUGCCUUGCUCCCACGUCUUUCAUGCAUCCUGCCUACUGGCCUGGCUACACCAAGAUCUCUCAUGUCCGACAUGUAGGCACAAGUUACAUAAACCUGAGCCUAAUGAGACUGCAUCAUUGUUGGAUGGCUUGCUGCCCACUGUGGAAGAGAAUGGUCUGGGACAAGACAACAGAGUCAAUGAUGCACAUGGGGCAGGGAGUCCCUUCCCAUCUCCUGCUGCACCUGAAGGUUCUGGCACUCCAGGGUGGCGCUAUGUCUCCUGGCUGCCUAGUUUUAGUGUUGAGCAGAGCCACACACAGCUCCCCCGACACCAGCAAGCCAGUGCACAACCUGCAUCAACAUCCCAAUUGGAUGGGCUUGCUAGACAGGUGCAGCAGAUGUUUCCUGAUGUUUCUUAUUCACAUAUUUUGGAGGAUUUGAGACACACCCAUUCCUUAGAAGUUACAAUUGACAACAUUUUAGAACAGCGCUUGGUUAAUCCUCCACCAAUGUUCACCUCUCAUAAUAGUCACAGUUCUUUAUAUGAUGGCACACAUGAAGAAGCUGAAAAUAGCCCUCAGUCAAAUGUGGAUGAGGAUGUUAUUGAAGAAGAAGAACACUUUCAGGAUGCACUGCCACUCCUGCAGAAUAAGUCAUGUUUGCCUGAGCUCUCUUUAAAGACCAGCAGCAGUUCCUGUGAAGAUUCCAGUGACACAGAUUCUGAUGGAAGUUGGUCACCGGUUGGGUCCUUUGGAACUGGUGGUCGGUUUAGCAAAUCCCCAAGAGAGAGAGAGCAAAUGCUGGCUCAGCGAAAGUCUGCACUGGUGUCUCAAGCACGUCGAAGAUUUGUCUCCCACUCAAGAGGUGACAUAGAGGAGGGGGAUGGGGAAGCCCUGCAUGAGGAUGGAAGUCUAGACACUUCACAAACAAUGGGCAUUCCAUCUAGGCACAAAUCCAGCUCACCCAGCUACUCAUUCUUCUUUUUCUGGGGGGUUGGUUGAUAAAUGUCUUCCUGGAGAAACUUUGGGAAGGAAAACUGAAGCCCUAUAAGUCACAAUGCUGAGGUAAGGGACAGAGAUUAGCACUUAGGCCCUGUACAGCUAUAGUGUAUGCCUCCUUUUUUCAUCUUUAUCCUCCUCCUACAUUAUGAACAUCUGUACUUUUGCGUGAUUGGUCUCAAAAUGAUAUUUUAUUUUUCUUUGUGUGAAUGAAUGAGUUUGUACCAGCUAUACAGGUUGAGUUAUUCAGGUUCAUCAUCACUAAUCUGGUUCCAUCUCUAAUCCAGCAUUAAUUUCAGUUAGUGCAAUUUCAAUUUUCCCGGGUUACCAAACCACCAAGCUGCCACCACUACUGUUUGUUGGCACUACUUGCUGCAUAAUGAAGUAGAAUCACUACCAUAUAUAGGGGAGCCAUUUUAACUUGUUUUCUCCAUUUUCAUUAAAACUGUUCUGUUUUAGCUCCAGCCAUGUUUCCAGUAAAUAAAGGAAAUUACUCUCAUUGUAUUAAGCACAAACACUGUACAUUAGCCACAUGAAAUAAGAUUGAACUUCUUAAAAAAUUGAAAGUGAUGUAUCUGCACAAAUUACUAGUAAAUUACAGAGCAUUGCUUCUUCAACAGUUUAUGAUGCAAAGAAAUAGAGAGAAAAAGUUGCUCAGUUUCUUUGGCAACAGUAUUGGCCAUACUGUUACUAUCAGUAUUGCUCAGAAGUGAAGUAUGUAUCAGUAUUACAUACUAGUAGUGGUGGAAAGUGAUGUAGGUACAGUGCAGUCCAACUUACUAAUCAGCUUGUAGUGAUUUGUGGGGCAUUUUAAAGGUAGGAUGAGAUGGUUAACUGUUGGAUGAGGCAAACCUUUGUAAUCUGGUGAAACCAUUAAUGCAGCACUCUACAGGUUCCAAUGAUGCCAGGUUAGUGAUGAACCACCUCUGCUCUCCUGUUCAAACUGAAUGACCAUGUAUACCUAAAGCUUUGUUGUGGUUUGAAAAACAUAGCACUGGUUCAGGAAGUGCUGUGAACUUAUCAUUAAAGCCAGUUGGGACUUCA